AUGUCGCAAUCCGCCGGCUCAUCCCUACAGCCAACACCUUCGAAGGAAUCCUCACCGCGAGACUCUGUCCCGGCCACACCUGCAACAAUCCUAACCGAAGAAAGCUCGUCAGGCAAGGAGAGCAUAGCCACUCAACUGGAGCACAUAUGCGUCGGCGGUGCCCUCGCAACCAACAAUCGCGAUUUCGAUUACCUGAAGAACGACUUGUGGAAAGUCGUCACUCCAACUUUCCGCGCUCACUUUGAGAACUUCCCGCAUCCCCUAACCCUGGCAGAGCACUCGAAUAUACUCCGACAGACCAUCCGGGAGUUCCCGGACUACCAUGUGGAGAUCAAAUCGGUGUGCUCCCAGGUAUCGGAGGAUGAAGGGAAUGCCAUUGUUUACAUGGAGACUGAGAUCACCGGGGCGCCGAAAAAUGUCAAGACGUACCUGAUCAAUGAGUUUCUGUUCAGGCGUGAGGAGGGCGUUUGGAGGUGCCAUCAUCAUAAUGGCAUGAAGGGUAUCAGUGAUUUCAACUUGCUGUAG
Messenger RNA from Ramularia collo-cygni, 525 nucleotides. RefSeq lists its product as uncharacterized. The record is from RefSeq and is a predicted model, not a curated record. The transcript has a single exon. Lineage: Eukaryota; Fungi; Ascomycota; Dothideomycetes; Mycosphaerellales; Mycosphaerellaceae. Bases 1 to 525 code for a protein of 174 amino acids.